Messenger RNA from Athalia rosae (coleseed sawfly), 561 nucleotides. RefSeq names its product cytochrome c oxidase subunit 6B1 (gene COX6B). The record is from RefSeq and is a predicted model, not a curated record. Gene Ontology annotation, cellular component: mitochondrion; respiratory chain complex IV. The coding region runs from base 136 to 384 and encodes 82 amino acids. The transcript has 3 exons. Lineage: Eukaryota; Metazoa; Arthropoda; Insecta; Hymenoptera; Athaliidae.
CUGCCGGGUUGCGCGCUUUUAUAAAAUACAUGAUCACUAAUACAUGACGUAACGCGUCUUCUGGUCUUAUUCCGUCUGUAUUUUCCAGUAGCCAUUUUGUUUUCAUCAAAGGGCUGAAACAGCAAAAAACCUACAAUGCCUGAAGCUAUCAAGUCUGUCAACGACCUGAAAACUGCACCUUAUGACCCAAGGUUUCCCAAUCAGAACCAGACCAGGUAUUGCUGGCAGAGCUAUGUGGACUUCCACCGCUGUCAGAAGGCACGUGGUGAGGACUAUGAACCUUGCCAAUAUUUCAAGAAAGUUUUCACUUCCAUUUGUCCAAUCGCCUGGGUAGAUCAGUGGAAUACACAAUUGGAAGAGGGAAAGUUUCCUGGUAAUUUGUAAAAUGUUAUGAGGGAUUGGAUAGACGUCAUGCCGGUAUAUCUCUGGCUUACCGCCUUACCAUCGUUAGUGAAUGCAUAACUAUUAUUACUGUAAACACGACAGGAUUCAAAAUAUUACAUGCAAUUCCUGUUUUGUUUGUAACAUAAUAUCGAUAAUAAAUUAAAAAAUAUCAUCUUC